Symbiodinium natans is the source of this 4431-nucleotide messenger RNA. The record is from the annotation of a GenBank genome assembly. Lineage: Eukaryota; Dinophyceae; Suessiales; Symbiodiniaceae.
AUGGCGGCCACUUCCGUGUUGGCAUCGACGCCUGCUUUGGAGAAGCAAUGUGAAAAGGUCGGCCUCUCUGAUGAAUGGACCAAGGCGAUGAUCGCUGCGCAAGUUGACACCUUGUCCAAGGUCUCCUAUGCAGUCAGCUUACCAGGCACGCCCGCGACUGACACCAACAUCGAGGACUUUGCUGGCAAACUUCGACCAGGUGUCGCUCUCUCUUUGGGCGACAAUGCAGCACUUAAGCGCUUGGUCUUUGAAGCUCAGACACUUUGCAUCGCCGAGCUUCGGAGUUCGGUGCAGGUUGGUGAAGAUGCUCCACGCAAGCUGCCGGCUGCAGAACGUGCUCUGCGGAUAGAGCAGCAAGCAGCUCGCUUGAAGGGACUGCCUCUGGCCAAAGGUGCAUGGCAAUGUGCGCACAGCCUCUACGAUCGUUUUGCUCACAUGAGAGAGACCGAAGAGCUUCGCUUUGUCCCACCUGAUGAAUGCAUCACCCGGGAUCAGGAGUUGGCCGGCAGCAAGGCACCGAAGUCUGUGCAGCUGGAUGCAAGCAAGUCGGGCCUCAUCGUGAAGGAUGAGGAAAUCACCAAUACAAUGAACAUCACCUCAGAUCACGAGCUUUACCUGAGUUUCAUGAGGCGCGCCUUGGCCAUGGAUCUCGUGGGCCUCGCCAGCUUUGAUGUGAUGCAGAAGUGGAUCGAGCGUCUGUUCGAUGUGAUGAACCAGGAUCCACCUCCAAACUUCUCCCGGGUCUCUCGUGCCCAGGUCCUUCGUGCGGAUCGCCAAGUCUUCGUCGAGCUGGCCCGUAGAGCCAAUGGAGGGCUGAAAGCCCUCGCCGAUGGCUCGCUGCCACUGGAUGCAGAGUUUCGCAAUUUGCCGGGCAACACUGAGAUCAUUGCCCGAAAGCCAAUGAAGCUGCUGACGUUGCUACUUCUGCUGAGUGACUAUCAGCAGACCUGUGCACAGGCGACCUUGUGGCUGUCGCUGUUCCUACAUCGUCCACAGAUGAUGUCAAUUUUCCUUGAACUGUGCUUGUGGGUGCACAUUCGGUGUCCAUCUACUGUCUUCCCGAUUGCACACAAAGCCCACUUAAGCCCUUUGGGUGAUGAUGCUUCCGCUGUGUUGUCUUUGACCCGCCAACUCAUUAAACACUGCGACGACACCUCUACCCCUUGGUCCCUUGAGUGUCGUGAGCGAUCUCUGUUUUGGCAAGAUGAGUGGGCCAGCUCCCUGCCGUCCCUUACUGUCAACAUGUGCCAGUUUGGCCAUAUGCACCGCUCGCCUGUCAGGUUGGCCACUCGUCAUCCGGAAGCAUUCCGUCAUUUGGCUAUUCCAUGUCAGCAUGUGCAUGUGUCCACUGCCACAACCACCAAUCGUGUGCCUCCAGAGGCUGUUGCUGCCUUUUAUGAUGCUGUGGGGACUGCCAUUCUCGGGUUCUUGCGGUUCCCGCCCCUCGCUCCCGGCCCCGCUCCCUUGCAUUUGGCACAGGUGGCUGCCGGCUUGCAGCCCCGACGUUCGCACCUUUGCCUGGUGCCUGAGUUUAAGUGCAUUGCCAAUGUUCGCCUCCCGGAGCUGCCCCCUCUUCAGGACGGCAAACUGAAGCACGAGCUGGAUCCAAGCACUUACUCCCUGGUUCUCAACGGGGGAAGGAUGGCCAAGGAGCAAGUGAGUGCUGCAUCGUGUGUGGACACAAAUCAGGAUGUUUUCUCGCAUGAAGCUGAGCUGGCUGCCAGCCGUUUGGGCGAUGUGCCCACACGGGAGGAGCUCUUGAGCAUAUUUGCUUUGCAUGAUGCUGACCCUUCUAAACGCAUGGCCGGGAUUCGCGCGAGCGAAAAAUCUUGGUCAUCAGGUGCUUAUGCCAUGGGAGGCUGUGUCGGCGUCCGAAAGAAUGCUUCCAUGUUCCCUGUGUUCACCCGAGCACUGGUCCGGUUCCUCAGGCAUCAGAUCCCCGAUGCCAGGUUUUCAUGCGUUGCUAUCUUUUGCGAUAUGUUACAGGGCAUGCACAAAGAUAUGUGCAAUCAAGAGGGUACACUCAACUAUGGGGUUGCACUUUCGGACUUUUCGGAAGGGUUUGUGUGGGCUCACGACCCGGCGGGCAAAGUUCACAAGCACACGCCAUCAGGUAAGCUGCCGGGGGUGUUGCACGACAUUGCAAGAGCCCCGGUGCGCUUUGAUGCGAGAAAGUUUCAUUGCGUCAUGCCGUGGCAUGGACAAAGAGUCGUGGUUAUUGGCUACACACCGCAAAGAGGUUGUGCCCUCAGUGCCAAAGAGGUUCGUUAUCUGCUUAGCUUAGGCUUUCCGUUGCCGUGGGUCGACACGCCGUCUCCUACUGUGCCUCCAGUCCACGAUGCACCUGUCGAGCAACGCUUGGAAAAUGUCGCCGACUCUGGUCCCGUGCACUCUAAGCUACCUUGUGCUUCUGCGGCUGCAUGCGAUACCCACUUGUACACCUUCGGUGUUUACCACUCUGAAGCCGAGUUCGUCCGCAAGGCCGUGCAGGUGGGGCAUCCGAGGAGCCUCUAUGGUAGCUUGCCCCAAGCCAUGGAGGAGUGUAUCGAUGCGUUGCUUGUCAUGCCUGAGGCUUCAGUUGUCACUAAGCGUGCGGCAUGGCUUGCGCAUUGGACGGCUCGUGCCAAGGCCAUCCAGGAGAACCCCGAUCCUGAUUGGCACAUCCAAGAUCCUGCAAUGCGCGCUAUCCUUGGACGAAAGAGGCUGCAGCUGCUUGAUGAGAUCCUUUUAUCGGAGGGUUACGGCGAUUGCACACUAGCUAGGGACAUGCACCAUGGUUUUGACUUAGUGGGAGUGGCGCCGCCUUCUGGUGUGCUGCCUGGCAAGGUCACCCCUGCUUCUCUUGAGCCUGAGGCCCUUAGCGCCAAUGCGUGUCGUGCCAAUGAUGCCUUGCGUGCAAGUUUGCGUUCUUGUGGCGAUCUGGAGCUCGAUGAGAAGCUUUGGGAGAAGACCCUGCUGGAGGUCGAACAAGGAUGGUUGCAGGGACCGCUCGAGUGGUCUGACUUAGGCCCGGGGGAGAUAGCAUCACCCCGCUUUCCUUUGUUGCAGAAUGGCAAAGUGCGCCCGAUCGACGACUACUCUCGAUCUGGUGUCAAUAGUUGCGUAACCACACUUGAGCAGCCAACCGUGGACACUGCCGACGUGGCAGCCGCCAUGUUCAGCAAACUCUCGAACGGCUUGUUGCGCAAGGGGAGGUCUGGUGCUCUCCUAGGUAGGUCUUACGACUUGACAUCCGCAUAUCGACAGCUAUGUGUGUCGAGGGAGUCGUCACGUUUUGCCAUAGUGGCAGUGUUCUGCCCAAAGGAUGGGAAAUCAUACCUAUUUCGCCAGCCUUGCCUACCAUUUGGGUCGCGUGCAUCAGUCAAUGGUUUCAUUAGGUGCUCGAGGUGCAUCCAGUGGAUCGCACUCCGGUGCUUGCUUGUGCCGCUGACGUCCUAUUACGACGACUUCAUAUCUGCGUCAACAUGCACUCUUGCUGCCAACACCGACACGACCAUGGCGAUGCUGUUUCGCCUAUUGGGCUGGCAGUAUGAUGAGGUCGGUCCAAAGGCUGACGUUUUUAGUGACCGGGUUGAAGCCCUCGGAGUGGCCUUUGAUCUUUCCGAGACAUGUUCCGGUGUGGUCAUCGUGGACAAUACCCUCAGAAGGAAAGAUGCUCUAGACAGCCUAGUUAGCGAAGCACUUGCAAGGGGGACCCUCAAUCAUUCUCAAUCGCUCGAGAUGCGCGGCAAGCUGGCCUUCGCUGAUGCACAGGUCCUCGGUCACUCGGGGAAAUUUGCUCUGAAGUUGCUGUCUGCGCAUACCCAUGCGAUUCCUUUCAAGACGCGCAUUGCUGAUGACUUGAGCCGCGCUCUGAAGUACUUGAGACAAAGAAUCGUUGAGGGCUCUCCCCGGCGUGUGUUACCAACUGCCAAGGACACGUGGUUCCUUUUUACCGAUGCAUGUUUCCACGACGCUGGUGAUGGUGGUUUAGGCGGGGUGCUGGUGUCUUCCCUAGGUUCGGUGAAGUCGUGGUAUUGCCUUCCUUUGUCAGCCGAUGACAUCCAGCCUCUCAUUUCCCACACAGCCCGCACCGGGAUUGGCGAACUCGAGACAAUGGCGACCUUACUUGGCAUCCAGCUAUGGAGGGGCCAUCUACGGAGCACCAACGUGGUAGCUUUCAAUGACAACGAAGGUGCCAAGUUCGCCUUGGUCAAGGGUUACUCCAAAUCCAUGUCAGUCACCAGGAUUUGCCACGUGUGUGCGACUGUUUGUGAGACCGACAUGAUCAUGCCUUGGUUCUGUCGUGUUCCCUCAGCAUCCAACAUUGCCGAUCCGCCUUCACGCAGUAUGUCCUGCGAUGCCUUACCCGAAACCUUCAAGCUGCCCUGCGAUCAGGUGCGGCGCGCGUACCUUAGCUUGAGGGGUCGAGUCUGCAGUAUGCUCUCGUAG